ACAUCUAUUUAUAAAUAUGAAAUAGAUGUUCCUUAUCGAACGGGACCAACGCUGUGUAGUGUUAUGCGGGAGUGAUCUCCCCUUAUAAAUAAGGCUUACUGCGCAUGCGUUUUUGAAUUGGAACUUCCUUUCUGAAAAACACAUUGGGGAACAAGACAGAAUUAUUUGCUCGAAGCUGAAUUUGCAUUUAUAUGUGUUAAACAAGAGUCAGGAAUGAGAAAUCCAAGGGGAAAAAAGGCUGGGAAGAGGCCGUCUACAAGACCCUACGCCAGGGCCAGGAGUAGUACACAGGAAUCGAGUGGUAGACAGACAACACAGGAAGUGGUUCCAGGCCGACAGGAAGUUGAAACUCUGGGUGACGUGCAGACUGCAGGGCCAUCCAUGGCAGCUGAUGAACAGAGCACUGAAGGUAUACCCACCUGUAACCCUAUCCUAAGCAUUCACAGUGCAUUAGGGGAGAAUGUUUCGGUAAAGAACAAAAAUAAAAUCAUCAACGGGGAAUUUGUUGAUCUAGGGAUUCUGUUAGAGAACUCUUGGGUUGCUCGGCAAGAUUCAGCCACUAAAUCCUUGUAUUUAGAUGGGCAAGGUCAAUUAGUUGCCAAAGAAAAAAUUUCAAAAAAAGUUAGCAACAUCAGUGAAUGGACAGAUGCUAUCUUGAUGUUGGUAAGCAUUUUUUCGGCUGCACACCCUGAAAGAUUUCAGGAAUUAUUGAAAUAUGUACAGACAAUACGGUUGGGGGCAAGUAGAUGUACUGGUUUGGGUUGGAGGUCUUAUGAUGAGCAAUUUAGACUAAGACGUAGCCAGGACCCCAGCAGCUCCUGGGCAAUGGUUGACAGUGAACUCUGGCUAAUUUAUAUGUCGGCCAGCUCAGCAGCUACCCGGGACAACAAACCAUAUAGUAUUGUUCAAAAAUGUUUUGAUUAUAACUUUCAAGGUCUAUGCACACGCAACCCGUGUAAUUACGCCCAUGUGUGUACCAGGUGCGGAGGGAGUCAUCCUAAAAUGAAUUGUAGGACACAAGGGACAAUGGGAAUGAACAACAAUUUUCGUCCCUCAAAUCCCUGGGGUCAAGCAGGAGCCCGCCAAAGGUUCAACACCCCAACCCAGCAUUCAAACACAGGACGGCCGAGACAUAUGGGCCCUAGGUCAUACUCCAAUUAAAAUUGAACCCCUGAAAAAAUACCUGGAGGUGUAUACAGAGAAACUAGUUGCUAAGGAAUUGGUAGAGGGCUUUUCUAAGGGUUUUCGACUACAUUAUACAGGUCCUAGAACAGCUGUCAUUUCAAAGAAUUUGGUCUCUGCUAACCAACACCCUGAAGCAGUUGAAAAGAAAAUAACAUCAGAGAUUGAGAUGGGUAGAAUUAUGGGCCCAUUUUCAAAACCCCCUAUUGCAAAUUUUCACAUCUCUCCCAUAGGAGUGGUUUCCAAAUCAGAUGGGGGUUGGCGAAUGAUCACUCACUUGUCAUUUCCCCCCUCAGAAAGUAUUAAUGAUUUUAUUAACCCUGAAUUAUGCUCGGUUAAUUAUACGUCAUUUGACACUGUAGUCGAAAUGAUUAGUAAGCUUGGGCAGGGUGCCUUGUUAGGAAAAGCCGACAUAAAAUCAGCCUUUCGUUUAAUACCAAUUUACCCGGGAGACUUUGACUUGUUAGGCUUUCAAUUUCUCGAUAAAUACUAUAUAGAUAAAUGUCUGCCAAUGGGCUGUUCCAUUUCUUGCAAUAUUUUUGAAAAAUUCUCAACUUUUAUUGAAUGGCUAGUUCGUGAUAAAACGGGGGUGAAUACCGUCUCUCAUUACCUUGACGACUUCAUAUUUGCGGGAAAAAGGGGUUCUCAAGAUUGUCAAAUUCUGAUGUCAACAUUUGACAACAGUUGUAGGGAAUUGGGGGUUCCUAUCGCAGAAGAAAAGACAGUAGGGCCCACAACAGUCAUCAUUUUCCUAGGUUUAGAGAUAGAUACUGUAGAAAUGCUGAUUAGAAUCCCUUUACAAAAAACAAUAGAGCUCACGGAUAUGCUGUUAAGGUUCGUGGGCCAAAAGAAGGUCACCUUAAAGGAACUAGAGUCUCUGGUGGGAGUGCUCAAUUUUUUCUGUAGGGCUUUGAGAUCAGGGAGACCAUUUUUGAGGAGAUUAUAUGAUGCAACAAGUAAAGUCAGCAAACCAUAUCACUUCAUAAGGGUCAGUGGAGAAAUGAGGGAGGAUCUCCUAGUUUGGCUGCAUUUCAUUCAGAACUUCAAUGGGACAUUAUUUUUCCCCGAUUCUGCCUGGUCAGAUAGUGAUGUAUUACAGUUAUUUACAGACAGUGCAGGAAAUGCCGAGUUGGGAUGUGGGGCUUACUUUCACGGAGAGUGGGCAUACUUUCAGUGGCCAAGGGAUUGGGCUAGUACCGAAAAAAUGCGAGACAUAACAUUUUUGGAGUUUAUACCAAUUGUUUUGGCAUUGAGCAUAUGGGGACAUAAACUAGUUAAUAGGAAAAUCAUUUUUCACAUAGAUAACAGUGCAUUGGUCAGUGUUUUGAAUGCUCAGUCUUCAAAAGACAAAAUUGUGAUGGAACUUAUGCGCCCAUUUGUGAUAGAACUUCUCCAGCACAACAUCCUAUUUAAAGCAAGGCAUGUACCUGGGGUAGAAAAUGUUAUUGCAGAUUCUAUUUCUCGUAUGCAGUGGAACCGGUUCCGGUCAGUGGCCCCCCAAGCACAAGUUCACCCAGCGCGCAUUCCAGGGAAAUUCCGGUCGUUGAUAUCAAGACUGAAGUAGACCGAUUAUUAAGGGCUUCUGUAUCUAAGAAUACUCACCAGUCUUACAAUACAGGGUUAUCAGCAUUUGAAAAAUUCAGGCUUUCAAAUGGAUUAUCAAGGGUUUGGCCUCCAACAGUUGAUCACAUAGUGGGCUUUAUAGCCUCUUUGUCACUCAGGGGGCUAGCAGAUACAACUGCUCGUUUAUAUGUUUCCAGCAUUGGUUAUCAAUGCAAGUUAUUGGGAGAAAGUGAUAUAACACAAAAUUUUCUAGUUGGGAAAGUCCUUGAAGGGAUGAAAAGAUUAAAACAUAGGACUGAUACUAGGCUCCCUAUCACAGGAACCAUUUUAACCCAGAUCAUUCAGACCCUCCCAUCAGUAUGUUUAAAUAAGUACGAGAGUAUACUUUUUCAAGCAGCAUACACUAUGGCCUUCUUUGGGUUUUUUAGAGUGGGGGAAUUGUGUUUGACAAAGGGAGGUAAUCAUGAACAUGUGGUAGGUAUUGGGGAUGUAUCCUCUGUACAAGGGCAAUAUAUUCAAGUUACACUGAGAUUCUCUAAAUCUGACCAAGCUGGCAAGGGAUCAAUAAUUCAACUGAAGGCCACAGGUAAGGGAUUAUGCCCUGUAAAAGCUGUGGAGGCCUUUUUGAGAGCAAGACCAAGGGUGGGCGGCCCACUUCUGUGUCACUUUGGGGGGGACCCGGUAACUAGAUACCAAUUUUCGGCAGUUCUCCAAAAAAUCAUUGAGGUGUGUUGGUUUAGAUAAAGCUGGAUUUAAAACUCAUUCAUUCCGAAUAGGUGCUGCAUCUGAAGCCUUCAAAGCAGGUCACUCAGCUGAAGCUAUAAAGGAGGCAGGGCGAUGGAAAUCUAAUGUGUAUAGUCAUUAUAUUCGUACCCCAAUAAUUACAUUUCCGGAUAUCUGUAAUUAAAUAUGUCACCAAGGAUACUAGGUUUUCUAACACAGUAUUGAAGGCAUUUCAGGACUGGAAGUGUGGUUUCUAGGGUCAUCUCUCAUAAAGCGAGCAGCAAUGGCAGCCAUGAUGAGGCCAGGGGGUUUAAACCUUGGCCUGGAGAGAAUAGGAAUCAGCAUUUUUUGGCAAGGAUAUAGUGGCCUUGGUAUUGAACAGAUAAAAAGAAAAGUUAUGCAUCUGAGAUCGAUGGCCGGAAAUCCUCGGAUUUUACUGAUUCAUUGCGGAGGGAAUGACUUGGGGAGGAUUCCUAUAGCUAAGCUUCGUAUGAGCUUUAAAAAGACGGUCAGGUUUCUGUUUUCAUUUUUUCCAGGCGCUAAAAUCAUUUUCUCCCAAAUUCUUCCCCGUCUUGCAUAUAGAUAUUCAGAAAAUUUCCAGGCUAUGGAGGCUUGUAGGCUAAGAUUAAACAGUGCCGUUGCAAAAGAAGUACUAAAUCUUGGGGGGUGUUACUUGAAAUAUCCAGAUAUAAAAGCAUCUGAGGCUUUCUUCUGUCCAGAUAAGGUACAUUUGUCGGAAUUGGGGAACAACAUAUUCCUAAACAACCUGCAAGGGGGUAUAGAGUACUUUUCCCGGGGGGAGGGGGGUCCUGUAUUUCCCUAAAAGUUAGCUAGGUAGGUCUAGGAUAUAGAUACUAGGGUCACGGCUCGUGGUAGUUGUGCGGCUCCCUCCCCACUAUGGUGUGGCGGUGGUCAAGAUAUGGCUAAUUAUUAGUACCUUAGCAUAUCUUGUCCAAUUGGCGUUAGCGCAUCGCACUACUACUACAAUAGGUUUAGGUUAUUUGUCCGCUGUUCCCAGGGACAAAUAUUUUGAUAGAAAUUAAUGAACUUUGACCGUUGACACUCUCUCAGAGUACCCAGGGUCAGAUUAUCUUGUACCCUCUUGUGAACUUCAACUUGUGAACUUGAACCUUUGAACUUGUGAACUUGAACCUUUGAACUUGUGAACUUGAACCAGUGAACUUGAACUUGUGACCUUGAACUUGUGAACUUGAACUUGUGAACUUGAACCUUUGAACUUGAACCUUUGAACUUGUGAACUUGAACCUGUGUCCUUGAACUGCUUGAGGGCUGACCAUAUACUUGUCGGCAGCCCGACUUUAUAAGUAAACAGCCGUGACCAAUUACGCCAAAGAAUAAUAAUUAAUAAAAUAAUUUGGACUUUA
Messenger RNA from Pecten maximus, 4853 nucleotides. RefSeq lists its product as uncharacterized. Bases 1352 to 2746 code for a protein of 464 amino acids. The transcript is spliced from 2 exons. The record is from RefSeq and is a predicted model, not a curated record. Lineage: Eukaryota; Metazoa; Mollusca; Bivalvia; Pectinida; Pectinidae.